Messenger RNA from Populus euphratica (Euphrates poplar), 1352 nucleotides. RefSeq names its product maf-like protein DDB_G0281937. Gene Ontology annotation, molecular function: nucleoside triphosphate diphosphatase activity. The record is from RefSeq and is a predicted model, not a curated record. The coding region runs from base 62 to 718 and encodes 218 amino acids. The transcript is spliced from 9 exons. NCBI's taxonomy places the organism in Eukaryota, Viridiplantae, Streptophyta, Magnoliopsida, Malpighiales, Salicaceae.
AAUAUGCUGCCAGAAAUUCUACCAUUCGCACCUCUCCGGGCAACGCAGCAUCUCUUAGAAAAUGGAGCUUGAAAAGGAGAUAGAGGGAAAGAUGACGAGUUGUAAUUCCUCCUUUAAGAUAAUAUUGGGUUCAUCAUCUUUGGCUCGGCGGCAAAUUCUCAAUGAGAUGGGAUAUGAAUUUACUGUUGUGACCGCAGAUAUAGAUGAAAAAAGUAUAAGAAAAGAUAAGCCAGAGGAAUUGGUGAUGGCUCUAGCUGAGGCAAAGGCAAAUGCCAUCAUAGAAAGGCUUCGGAUUGAAGGUCAUGUGGAAGAGGAUGCUCAGGCAACAUUGUUAAUUACUGCAGACACAGUGGUGGUGAGUAAUGGGAUGGUUAGAGAAAAGCCAAAUAGCAAGGAAGAAGCACGGGAGUUUAUCAAAGGCUAUUCCGGUGGUCAUGCAGCAGUCAUAGGAUCUGUGGUUGUAAGUAACCUUACUACUGGAAUACGAAAAGGAGCAUGGGAAAAAGCUGAGGUUUAUUUCCAUGAGAUACCUGAUGAGAUCAUUGAUAGCGUGAUUGAUGAGGGAAGUACACUCCAUGUUGCUGGGGGUUUGACACUGGAACAUCCAUUGACAUCACCAUUUGUUGAAGCAGUGGUAGGGAGCACAGAUACAGUGUGGGGGCUUUCAAAAGCAUUAACCGAAAAACUCAUCAAGGAUAACCUUGUAGCUGCAAAAUAACUCAAAGUGAGAACUGUCCACAAUUGUUGGGUAUUCUGAACCAUCUCUUGAAAUUCCUAGGCUUACCGCCUACUUUCCAUUUGAAUCUGCAGGAUUGAUAUCGCUUGAAUUCUUUUCAGUCCAUGGCUCAAGUCUUUUUACUCUUCAAAACUAAACAUGCUGACGACGGAGAACCAUACUGUCCUGCAAACGAAAAGAUGCAUACAAGAUUCUUUAUUGCAUUCACAUUUUUUUUUAUCUUUUCUAGUGAAAUUCAAGUUGCAAGAUUUUUGAAGUUUCUUUUGCAUUUCUUUUUUAUUCCUCCAGCUAGUUGAUUCUUACAUUUCUCCAGACUGUUUGCACCGAUGUUUCUAAUUUCUUUACAAUAUUUUUUAUUAGUACAAUCUAACAUUCUUUCUUUUUUCAUUUCUUUAUGAAUAUUGAAUGAGACGGGUGUUGACAUUUUCUGGCAUUGACAGGCUACAUUUACCUGGCGUGCGACUCAAAAGCAGCAAAUUUGAUAAUUCGAAGCUUCUAAUUUUUUUUUUUAAAAAUCCAUUUUUGUUUAGAUUAUCCUAGAAUCUAAUAUAGUUUGUAGAUAAUGAACAGGAUCUAUUUUUGUGCAAUAUAAAUGAACACCAUUUUCUUCUUAUUA